Molecule: messenger RNA, 762 nt
Organism: Aspergillus niger
Lineage: Eukaryota; Fungi; Ascomycota; Eurotiomycetes; Eurotiales; Aspergillaceae
Exons: 5
Coding region: 1-762 (253 amino acids)
Biological process (GO): endoplasmic reticulum to Golgi vesicle-mediated transport
Cellular component (GO): trans-Golgi network; membrane
Source: RefSeq, a predicted model, not a curated record
AUGGCCAGCGUACAACCACACUACACCCACGGGGACAUCCGCGACGAUGAAUCGAUCCUCGACGACGAUGUGAUUGAAGCUGAUGACGCCAUCGAAGCCGACGACCCCCUCCAUGACACCUCCGAUACCGCCCCCCUCCGUGGAAACAUCCAGCCCGAAGCCUCGAGCUCCGCUCGCGGCGGCGGAAGCAAUUUCUCCAGCAAUUACCUGACGUCCACGAUCGGCGGCGAAGACCGCCGCGCGACACAGAGCACCAUCGACGAGACGGUAUGGGAGACGCUGUCGCGCGACUUGCGGGUCGUCUGGGAGAAGAUGCGCCAGGGUGGGAUGAGUGAGGGGUUGAGAGAUUGGGAUCUUUGGGGUCCCUUGAUCUUCUGCCUCCUGCUGAGUAUGUUCUUGUCGAUGCGCGCCAAGGAUGAGCAGUCGUCGCUGGUGUUCUCGGGCGUUUUCUCCAUCGUGUGGAUUGGGGAGGCGGUCGUGACGUUGCAGAUUAAGUUGCUUGGUGGGAAUAUCUCGUUCUUCCAGUCGGUUUGUAUUAUCGGAUACACGCUCUUCCCUCUGGUCAUUGCCUCUCUAUUGAGUGCCUUUGGCCUUCCGACUAUUGCGCGCAUACCGGUGUAUCUCGUGCUGAUUGCGUGGUCGCUGGCGGCGGGCGUGAGUAUCCUGGGUGGUUCGGGCGUGUUGCGCAACCGGGUCGGCAUUGCGGUAUACCCGCUGUUCGUGUUUUAUAUUGCGAUCGGGUGUCUCUGCUUUAUCAGUUAG